Messenger RNA from Cuscuta epithymum, 734 nucleotides. NCBI's taxonomy places the organism in Eukaryota, Viridiplantae, Streptophyta, Magnoliopsida, Solanales, Convolvulaceae. The record is from the annotation of a GenBank genome assembly.
AAAUCUUCCCUUACUAUGUCGGUUGGUCCCAGAUACGAAGAAACAAGGGGCAAAUAACUGAUUCUGCCAUCUGAUUUACAGGUCAUCAUCAGCUUCUAUUACUGUUCCACCGGUGAAUCGAAUUCUGACCUACCGUUCUCUUUCCGUCCGACUGUUCGAAAAUUUGAGAUUCCAGUGAGCAACAAUCUACCCUCUUUCAACCAGACACCCCCCUGCUUUGUAGGAGGGAUGUAUCUCAGAAGCAUGGAGGAGUUCUGGGCUUUCUACAUGAACCAGCACGCGAUGGCAGCAACAAGGCGGUGGCACUUUGCAGGCACACUCUGUAGUAUACUGUGGUUAAUAUACUCGGUGAUGUUCAACCGGUGGUGUUUGGUUUUUGUGCCUCUGUUUGGUUAUGGUUUCGCGUGGUACAGCCAUUUCUUUGUUGAAGGGAAUGCUCCUGAAACUUUCAGGCACCCCUUUUUGUCCCUCUUGUGUGAUUUCAAGAUGUUCGGGUUGAUGCUCACUGGUCAGAUGGAUAGAGAGAUUAAGAGGCUUGGUAAGAGGCCUGUCUUGCAAGCUUACUGAGCCUUUUCUUUCAGUUGUCAUUUUCUCUUUUGUUCUUUUGAUGAUUGUUGGACUUGGGAGGAUGAUAUAGGGGGAUUUGGUGUGGGGGGAGGGUGACUUUCAAUAGUUUCUGUUGUAUCAUUAUGUAAGUAUAUGAUGAAUUCAUGAUAGUUGUUGUUCUGUUAAUA